This is a messenger RNA of Mya arenaria, 1891 nucleotides long. RefSeq lists its product as uncharacterized. The transcript has a single exon. NCBI's taxonomy places the organism in Eukaryota, Metazoa, Mollusca, Bivalvia, Myida, Myidae. The record is from RefSeq and is a predicted model, not a curated record. The annotation marks the transcript as partial.
UUGGAUAACAACUGUGAGCAUUUCGCAACGUUUUGCGUCACAGGAAAGAAAUUUAGUUUGCAAGUUAUCAAAGUGGAACUGGUUGCCAGGCUCUUCGUGCUAAAUGGAUUUCUUGGUUUGAGUGAUGAGAGGAAACGCAACGAAUUUCUACACGAGAGAAAACACAUUUGUAACAAAUGCUAUAAACUGAAUGAGCCCUUAGUGAACGUGUCCACGAGACCUAUUACGUCGGCAGAUGACGUAGCACCUGGUGACAUCAUCAGAUACUACUACUGGAAUUUACUCCACGAUGCAGUUGUCCUGGAAACAGAACAUUCCAACAAAACCUCCAUGAAAUGUCGAAUCGCCCAUUAUGCGUUUUGUGGUUUCUUUUCGCAUAGGACAAUUAAGGACGAGGAGGUCACGGUUCCGUUUGAUGGCAGUCAAUGUGUUCUUGAAUACAAAACAACAGACUUUGAAGUGUAUGAAGCGGAAAAGGUAGUUGCAAGGGCAAGAUCAAGAGUAGGAGAACAACGUUUUGUGUUUUUCUCAAAUGAUACCAGCCAUUUUGUGCGCUGGUGUAAGUUGCCAAGAAUAAGACGUGGAUCUUCAGGACAAAGUAACAUCGGUGACCAGGCUGACGACAAUGAUCACGAUGACGUUAUUGACCAUGAAAGUCUGAAGAUAAAUUGAUGUUGUGGGGCAAGAAUUAUCGGAUUGUUCAAACAUUCAAAAGGAUUCACUCUCAUUUUUCAUUCCUUUAUGCAGUAUGAACGCUCGGUCUAUCUGUUCCUUGGAUUUUGCGUUCGUGUUUUACAUAUGCAUCACCAAGGUCUUUCUUGCGAUACUCCGCCUACAGAGGUCACGAAAGGUCGAUCGGUUCAUGCAAAAUGAACGCAAAUUGUAUCGUUUAGAAAAUUUAGCGCGAGUGUCAAUUAAUAUGAAUUUACCAAACAUAUUUGCAAUCUCACAUAAAACGACAGUGUGUCCUCUAGUACAUGGCAAUGAUCACAAAAACAUUGUUUGGGAUCUCAUUGAGCAUCGUUGGCGUUGACAUUGUAUAUAUGUUGUAAACGAGUGUUGGCUUUAAGAUAAGCUUGACCGGUGCAAGUGGGCGUUGACAUUGUAUAUAUGUUGUAAACAAGUGUUGGCUAUAAGAUAAGCUUGACCGGUGCAAGUGGGCGUUGACAUUGUAUAUAUGUUGUAAACGAGUGUUGGCUUUAAGAUAAGCUUGACCGGUGCAAGUGGGCGUUGACAUUGUAUAUAUGUUGUAAACAAGUGUUGGCUAUAAGAUAAGCUUGACCGGUGCAAGUGGGCGUUGACAUUGUAAAUAUGUUGUAAAUGAGUGUUGGCUAUAAGAUAAGCUUGACCGGUGCAAGAGGGCGUUGACAUUGUAUAUAUGUUGUAAACGAGUGUUGGCUUUAAGAUAAGCUUGACCGGUGCAAGUGGGCGUUGACAUUUUAUAUAUGUUGUAAACGAGUAUUGGCUAUAAGAUAAACUUGACCGGUGCAAGUGGGCGUUGACAUUGUAUAUAUGUUGUAAAUGAGUGUUGGCUAUAAGAUAAGCUUGACCGGUGCAAGAGGGCGUUGACUUUGUUGCACUGUUCAUAACUGACAACGUACGUAAUGCUUUUGAGUGAUCUUCUUUAGGCUACCAAAAUGAAUGAAAUUAUGUUUAUAAUUGUUUGUUGUAAAAAUUUAUUUUAUUUAUUUAUUAAACUCAUUAUGUGCGCCUUUAACAUUCACUAUAAUAUCACAACUAAUUAGCGUUUUCGUGCAUUACAUUUUAUCAACAGAAAACUUGCUCUCUCAAAAUAAUAAAGAUCUUGACAAAUUGUUUACAUUAUUUAUCUUUUUGACACAAUGAAUGUUAUAUAUAUUGUUUGUACUCGUGCUUGUAUUUAUUAACUGUA